Messenger RNA from Tremella mesenterica DSM 1558, 312 nucleotides. RefSeq lists its product as uncharacterized. Bases 1 to 312 code for a protein of 103 amino acids. The record is from RefSeq and is a predicted model, not a curated record. Lineage: Eukaryota; Fungi; Basidiomycota; Tremellomycetes; Tremellales; Tremellaceae. The transcript is spliced from 2 exons.
AUGGCUAAAGGGAGUGUUCAGCUCCGGAGUGGUACAUCUCUGGCUGGGAACGAUCAGGUCCGUGCAGCUCCGGAGGUGCACGUCUUUGGCCGUGUCUCUAACAAGGAUACAGUACGAGUAGUGUCUGAUGUUGAGGAUGAUGUAUUGCUUGUGGUGUAUCUUAUGUUUGGAUAUUGGCAGGUGUUGAGCUUCACAAGUGACAAGAGUGGUGAACGAAGACAAUCACGUAAGAGGUUGACUGUCACGGCCGUCGAGCAAUUACUUCCUAAUAGACCGACGGUCGACGAACCUCGGCUAACUUCACGCUUCUGA